This is a messenger RNA of Paramecium sonneborni, 306 nucleotides long. NCBI's taxonomy places the organism in Eukaryota, Ciliophora, Oligohymenophorea, Peniculida, Parameciidae. The record is from the annotation of a GenBank genome assembly.
AUGAAAUAACAACUCGCCAAUUAAUGCAAUAUAUUUGAAUGCUUAUGCAAAAGCUAAAUCAGCAACGGACAAAUCUCUAGGUAAAAAAUAAUAGAAUUGGAUGUUUAUAUAAAUAGAUUAAUGUUAAAUUAGUUAUAUUAUUUAAAAUCCCGUUAUGAAAAUAUCAAAUAGUGUGCAAACAAAGAUUGUGAAUUUUUUUGGAUCAAUAAAAAACCAUAAAGAUAAGUCAAAUCGCGUUCAAACUCUCCAGUUAAAACUUAUAAAAUUACGUACACUAAUUAUUGUCCAGAUUGUAGAUUCUUAUGA